Coffea arabica (coffee) is the source of this 885-nucleotide messenger RNA. NCBI's taxonomy places the organism in Eukaryota, Viridiplantae, Streptophyta, Magnoliopsida, Gentianales, Rubiaceae. The record is from RefSeq and is a predicted model, not a curated record.
AUGUUGCUUAUUCUGACUAAGGAGAAAUCUCAGGGAUAUCUAUUCCGAUCAGUUCUUAAGUGCAUACCAUAUCUGAUUGAAGAAGUAGGCCGAAGUGAUAAAAUUACUGAAAUAAUUCCUCAACAUGGCAUCAGUAUUGAUCCUGGAGUUCGAGAAGAAGCUGUCCAAGUACUCAAUCGCAUUGUGAGGUAUCUUCCCCAUCGCCGUUUUGCAGUAAUGAGAGGGAUGGCAAAUUUUAUUUUGCGUCUCCCAGAUGAGUUCCCUCUUCUUAUUCAAACAUCACUAGGGCGCCUUCUGGAACUCAUGCGGUUCUGGAGAGCUUGUCUGGCUGAUGAUAAGUUUGAAUCUGAUACCAUGGAUGUCAAACGUCUCCAGAGAAAUGAAGGACUCAAAAAGUCUUCUUUCCAUCAACCUCAAGAAGCAAUUGAAUUUCGUGCUUCAGAGAUAGAUGCAGUUGGUCUUAUAUUCUUAAGUUCUGUUGAUAGCCAGAUCAGGCACACGGCAUUGGAGUUGCUUCGUUGUGUUAGAGCUUUACGAAAUGAUAUACGAGAGCUUUCAGUAGUUGAGCGAUCAGAUCAUUUGUUGAAAAAGGAUGCUGAGCCAAUAUUUUUAAUUGAUGUUUUAGAAGAAAAUGGGGAUGAUAUUGUGCAGAGCUGUUACUGGGAUUCUGGACGGCCUUUUGAUUUGAGACGAGAAUCUGAUGCUGUGCCUCCUGAUGUCACUCUCCAGUCCAUACUAUUUGAGAGCCCUGACAAGAACAGAUGGGCUCAUUGCCUGAGCGAGCUUGUGAAGUAUGCUGCUGAGCUUUGUCCAAGUUCUGUUCAGGAAGCUAAGUAAGUAUACUGCUAUAUUGUUCACCAUCUUUAUUCUGGAAAUGUAUGCAAU